Messenger RNA from Ostertagia ostertagi, 438 nucleotides. NCBI's taxonomy places the organism in Eukaryota, Metazoa, Nematoda, Chromadorea, Rhabditida, Trichostrongylidae. The record is from the annotation of a GenBank genome assembly.
AUGGCGUUGAAGAAUGUAAAAUGUGUGGACAAUGUGUUUGAAGUUUUCAGUAAUGGCGCCGGUCGCAGUGGAGCGUUUUUGGCGCUGGACGCUAAUCUGGAAUUGAUGAAGAAGACCGGCCAACUUGACGUCUACGAAUACGCGAAGACGCUCGUCAACUCACGUCAACACCUUAUAGAUAGCGUAGAUCAGUACCAGUUCAUCUACGAGGCCCUGGCCGAGGCAGUGAUGUGCAACGUGCAACCGAUUCAGAUGCAUCAGUUGAAGAAUCGGAGUUCGAUGUACAAAGCGAAGAAGAACCGAGAACUCAUGGAAUCGCAAGAUAAUCAUGAGAAUAAGUUACUGCUCCAUCUCACGCAUCCUCUUCGCAUCGGCGACUGCGCAGGUGGCCAUCGUCUAGAGAAUCGAGGCAAAAAUCGUGACGUUAUGGUGGUUUCA